CAAAGAGGUUUUGCAGGGGAGGCUGAAGGUCCGAGCAGGAAGGAGUAUUUGCAGGUAGAGGCGCCCUUCGGAAGCAGCUCUACAGGGGUGAGAGGGCACCGUCUGAACCCUGCAACACGUGAAUGCUGAUUCGAAAGGGCCCUCCCUGCUGGACGUUGCCUGAAGAGCAAGGGAGGCCAUGCUGGAGAAUGAGGGGAACGUGGUCUCUCUGGCCCUGCCACUUCCCAAGACGAGCCUCGUCCCCAGGGCAGAGCCAGAGGAAGAGCCCAGGCCUCCACAAUAUCAGAUCUCAGAUGGAUCGGGGGCUGCCAUUUCGGACACCAGCUUAGGAAACUCAAGGAGGAAACAUUUCUGCCCAGACUGUGGCCGAUGCUUUGACUUCAGAUUGGCUCUUGCUAGACACCAGAGAAUCCACACAGGGGAGAAGAUCCAGGAAAACUCUGAGCGUGGGGACUGUUUGGAUCAGAGUUUGGAGCUUGCAAACCAUCCAGGAACCCAUAAGUCAUCAGAGUUCGGGAAGGUUCUUGCCCAUCAGCCCAUCGUUCUGAUCCACCGGAACAUCCAUGCAGGAGGAGAUAUCUCAUAUCGCUGCUUGGAGUGUGGGGAAGGUUUUCCCCAACUCUCAGAUUUUGUGAAACAUGAAGGAGGCCAUAGAGGAGAGAAACCCCGUAAAUAUGGCGAGAGUAGGAACGGGUUCCCCAAGAGAUCACAGCUUCGUGAACACCGUAACGUCCACACAGGAGAGAAGCCCCACAAAUGCAGUGUGUGUGGGUUAUGCUUUUCUGUUAGGUCAACACUUGUUACCCAUCAGCGAACCCACACUGGAGAAAAACCCUAUGAAUGCCCGGAGUGUGGGAAAUCGUUUGCUCAAAGGUCAGGCCUUGUAAUCCAUCAGAGGCUUCACACAGGAGAGAAGCCCUAUGAAUGCUGGGAGUGUGGGAAAUGUUUUCCUCAAAACGCACAGCUCUGGAGCCAUCGUUUGGUUCACACAGGGGAGAAACGGUAUAAGUGCUUGGAAUGUGGAAGAAGGUUUACUCAGCGUUCCUCACUUGUAGUCCAUCAGAGAACCCACACAGGAGAACGGCCCCAUAAGUGCCAGGAGUGUGGAAAAUGUUUCCCCACAAAAGUAAAACUCAGGCGACACCAGAGAAUCCACACAGGAGAGAAGCCCUGUGAAUGUAGAGAGUGUGGGAAAUGUUUUUAUGAUAAAGCUGACCUUCUGAGGCAUCAGACUGUUCACACCGGAGAGAGGCCCCAUAAAUGUGUGGACUGUGGUAAAAGCUGUAUUUCACCAUCGGUACUUGUAAUCCACCGGAGAAUCCACACAGGAGAGAAACCGUAUGAAUGCGUGGAGUGUGGAAAAUGCUUUUCCCAGAAACAACACCUCAAGGCACAUGAAAAAAUUCACACUGGGGAGAAACCCUACAAAUGCAUGGAGUGUGGAAAAUGUUUUGCCCACAAAUCACACCUUCCUGUACACCAGAGAAUCCACACAGGAGAAAAUCCACAUAAAUGUUUAGACUGUGGAAUGUCAUUUACUAUAGCAAAAAACCUUAGGAGGCACCAGAGAAUCCACACAGGAGAGAAACCCCACAAAUGCUUGGAGUGUGGGAAAUCAUUUUCUGAGAAGUCACAGCUUGUGAUCCAUCAGAGAAUCCACACAGGAGUGAGGCCAUAUGAAUGUGGAGAGUGUGGGAAAUGUUUUUCUAAUCCGUCAGGUCUUAUUUCCCAUAGGAGUGUCCACACAGGAGAAAAGCCACAUAAAUGUUUAGACUGUGGAAUGUCAUUUACUAUAUCACAAAACCUUAGGAGGCACCAGAGAACCCACACAGGGGAGAAACCCCACAAAUGCUUGGAGUGUGGGACAUCAUUUUCUAUGAAGUCAUACCUUGUGAUCCAUCAGAGGAUCCACACAGGAGUGAGGCCAUAUGAGUGUGGAGAGUGUGGGAAAUGUUUUUCUACUUCAUCACAUCUUAUUUCUCAUAGGAGUGUCCACACAGGAGAAAAGCCACAUAAAUGUUUGGACUGUGGAAUGUCAUUUACUAUAGCGAGCAGCCUUAGGAGGCACCAGAGGAUCCACACAGGAGAGAAACCUUACAAGUGCUUGGAGUGUGAGAAAUCAUUUUCUAUGAAGUCAUACCUUGUGAUCCAUCAGAGGAUCCACACAGGAGUGAGGCCAUAUGAGUGUGGAGAGUGUGGGAAAUGUUUUUCUAAUUCAUCAGGUCUUACUAGUCAUAGGAGAGUCCACACAGGAGAAAAGCCACAUAAAUGUUUAGACUGUGGAAUGUCAUUUACUUUAGCACAAAGCCUUAGGGGGCACCAGAAGAUCCACACAGGAGAGAAACCUUACAAGUGCCUGGAGUGUGGGAAAUGCUUUUCUCAGUCAUCACAUCUUGGCAGUCACCAGAAAGUCCACACAGGAGGAGACCUUCAAAGUCUCCCUGUGGAAUAAAGAGCAUAUAAAGGUUGGGUGUGCGGGGAAUGUUUUGAUCAGCGAUCAGCCCUUGUGGAACACAAAAGUGUCCAUACAAAAAGGAGGACUUAAGAUAUCAGGAGUUUGGAAAAUGCUUUGUUAAGAAAGUAAUCUUUUAUCAACAUUGGCAAUUCCACCAAGGAAAUACAAUGCAAAUGUCUGGAGUGUGGGAAAUGAUUUGCUGCUCAUUCGGACCUUCAAAGGCACCAGAGAAUCCACAAAAAAGGGAAAGACCAUUAAUGUUUCGAGUGUGGGAAAUGUUUGGCCUGGAAGGGAAGCUGGUGCUGCAUCAGGGAGCCCAGACAGGAGAGAGGCCACGCAAAUGCUUUGAAUAUGUGUAUUGCCGGGUAAUUUCAGAAAGUGGUGUCUCCUGAUCUCGAUGUAAUGGUAGCUUUAGAUCCUUAUAUAUUUAUCUGUACGUAUAAUGAGGGCUUCCCCAUGAAUCUUAUCUGUGUAAUGAGAACUUGGCAUCAAAUUCUCAGCUGGCCUGAUAAGGAGUCAGCUAGUGGAUAGGCCUGUCUUCACCCAGCCAUGGAAUUGGCAAAAUAAAAAAAUUCCUUCAGUAGCACCUUAAAGACCAACUAAGUUUAUAUUUUGGUAUGAGCUUUCGUGUGCAUGCACACUUCUUCAGAUACCUUUUUUGGAAUUGGCAAUUACAGAUAGACUUUGGCUGACCGCUGUGACCAGAGAGAGUAACUGUGGAAACUGCGGAGAUAAGGGAGGAUGGGAACAGAACCUAAAGAAGCCACCUGCUAUUAGACCAUGUUUAAAAACCUAUUUAUAAGGGCUCAGUGACAGCAGCUCUCUAUGAGUCCCUUGUUCCAGUUUUUAUUAAAUCUAUAUAUAUACCAUGAGCAAAAUAUUCCCUUCGCUUCUCACCUCUGAAACAUAACAUUUUUUAUCACGGGGGGGGGGGGGGAGCCUCCCAAAAAUCCUUUGGAAUGUGAAAAAUCCUACUUCCUCCUUUUAAAAAUUUCAUUUAUUGAAAAUCAACAACAGCAACCAUCUUUAUUACAAUCCAUAGACCCAUCAAUUCGUUACAAAGCGAUACUCAAUAAGGACAUCGUGCUUUCAGGUUUCAGAAGCAUUUUCUUCAAACCUAGAGUUGGGAUCAUUGAUUCUUGCAACCACCAAUAGAAACUUCGCCACUGCUAAUGUUCUAGCAUUUGACUGGUCUUCCAAUAGGAACUUGAUGUAAUACUCCUCCGAUUUUCCUGGGAUCAGGGUGAAAGCUAUUCAGCCGUAGCUUGCUUGAACUUCACACAGUGCAGCAUAAUAUGUUUUAGAGUCUGUGUCUUGGGCACAUGAGCACAAUCUUUCCUGGUAGGGGACUCCUCUCAUCCUACCUUCCAGCACUGCAGAGGGGAAAACGUUUAAUCUGGCUUUUUGUGAAUAACCUUCGGUAGUUUGGUACAGUCAGGUUUUUAAUGUAAGCUGACUGCAGACUGCAUGUGAUCGAUGUCGCAGGUCACUCACUGUGUGUAUUAUCCCAAAGUCUUUGCUUUCAGGUCUUUAGGGCACCUUGGGUGGGUGACAGGCCAAUAGCAGUGGCUUUUCUAGCCAUGGUUUUCUGCCAAUUGCAAUCUCAUUUUCUGCAAGACUAGCUGGCCCGGCCACGCGUUGCUGUGGUUCUUUCCUGUGAUUUCCCCCCUCUGUCCGGGCACAUGACUUAUCCUGCCCCCUCCUCCCCCCCCCAGUUCAUCCCUGUGACUGCCCCCACCCUGUCCCGACCCAUGAGGUAUUGAGCCCCCUUCUCCCCCCUGCAGCACAUCCCUGUAACUGGCCCCACCCUGUCCUGACUCAUGAGCUAUGCAGGCAAGGUAUGUUGUGGCCAGAUUUGUUGCAAUUGGGUUCAGUGGUUACGUUAUGGAGAAAGGCUGUUUCAUCCGCUUGCGCAAUGCCUACAUUUUUAUUUAUACAGAUAAGUAAGAAAAACAAAACAAAAAAUUGAAGGGAAGAAGAAACUAAUGAGUAAGAUUACUAACAUACUAAGUACGCUGAAGUUCGAAUUUCAAAGCAUCAUAAAGUAAAUGUACAUUUUCCAUUUUGCUCCUGAUAUUCCUGUUAUAGAAAAUCAUAUGGGGGGGGGGAGCAGGACACCAUUAUUAAUGAACAGAGAGGGGUGACCGAAUCUAACAGCUGCAACUAUCCAGAAUCCUGUUCAAUGCCAUCUUCCCCCUCUCCGCUCCGCUUCAAAGACCCUCACCCCUCCCGCUUGGAUGCAACCCUGCCUUGUUGUUGUUGUUUAGUCGUUUAGUCGUGUCCGACUCUUCGUGACCCCAUGGACCAUAGCACGCCAGGCACUCCUGUCUUCCACUGCCUCCCGCAGUUUGGUCAAACUCAUGUUCGUAGCUUCGAGAACACUGUCCAACCAUCUUGUCCUCUGUCGUCCCCUUCUCCUAGUGCCCUCAAUCUUUCCCAACAUCAGGGUCUUUUCCAAGGAUUCUUCUCUUCUCAUGAGGUGGCCAAAGUAUUGGAGCCUCAGCUUCACGAUCUGUCCUUCCAGGGAGCACUCAGGGCUGAUUUCCUUAAGAAUGGAUAGGUUUGAUCUUCUAGCAGUCCAUGGGACUCUCAAGAGUCUCCUCCAGCACCAUAAUUCAAAAGCAUCAAUUCUUCGACGGAUCAGCCUUCUUUAUGGUCCAGCUCUCACUUCCAUACAUCACUAAUGGUUUAACCCUGCCUUAAGGAUGGCUUAAGGAUCAGCAUAUGCACACACUUCAACAUGACUAGCAACUUGGGAGCCAUAAUUCCCCAUCAAUGGUAUCUCAUUCACAAUGGAAGACUCCUCUGAACAAAAGACAGUGAUCAACUCUUAGAAAAUGUUAAUUUAUCUUUGUGUUUAGAUAUUCACACCUGGGAGGGGUGAUAGGAGGACUAGGAGAGGUGUCAAAAGUGCUCAGAUUUCUACCUUGAACCCUACUUUUUUGUGAGGUAUCGAUUACAUAGCUGUGAUGUAGGAAUGAUGUAUUGGGAUUUUUUCUUGGUGAUGGGAAAACUGAUAAAAGUGGAGGUUCUCUUUUGUUCUGGGUUCCUUCCUUGUUCUCCUGCCUGAGGGGAAGGACCCUGUUGCAACAGCAAAAAUAAAGGCUUUGCUUCUCAAACUUCUCUGGUUGGCCUCUGUUAUAUAUUCUCCGACCGAUGGAGAACCCAAUAAGGGCUCUUGUGUACCCCAUAAGGGAAUAAGGGCAGAUUUUUGCUUAUUAGAUUCCCCUCCUGCUCUCUUGCGAACUGAGGGGAUUGCAGAGAAAGCAGCGUUUGGCCAGCUGCAGCAGCAGCCAAAAUGCUCUUAUUUUAAUCCUCGCUCUUACUAAUGUGUUGGGUGAGCCUUAGACAGAAGGCAGGACACCACUGUAGCAGCCCAGCUGAAUUUUCCCUAUCUUGCCUUUUCUCCAAGGGGCUGUUAUAGAAUUUUAAAGGGCUUUCUUGCCUGUUUAAAAGGGUCCUACCCCGGUAGGGAGUCCGAACCUCCGAAGAGAUUGGGUGAAAUUAAUUACCCCUCUUCGAUAGUGCAAAACAGAGACCAACCCAAGGUAGUUGCCCGCGGUGUUCUCUCUGCACAGGGUGUUCUCUCUCGCACAGGAGAAGAGAAGGACCCCGAACAAAGAAUCUCCCUCCCCAUAUAUAGAACUUUGAAAAUUCCCUUCUUCCCAGUCCAGCCCACCCCCAGAAGCACCAUACAUACAUCAUCAAAGGGGUGUAGCCCAAGACCAACCCCCCCCCCCAUGUCACACAUCAAAGAAGAGGAGUGAGAAUCUGAGAGCCAAGUUUACUUGUUAAUGUUGGAUCACCAUGGGGAGCCUGGCCAGAGUCCUUUUGUAAUGAUGAUUACUGAGUUCCUGAGCAAGGUGACAAGCUCUCCUAUUCACACCUUAAAUGUGCCCUUAAGGCAGAAUCUGUGAGCAGAGGUUUUUUUCCCAUUUCCUCCCUCCUUUCAAAGAGAAAGGCCUUGUCAGCCUGGGAGUCAAAAUGGCUACAGGACUGCCCUCUUGCACAUGUUUGCUUGGUACAUCUAUGAACAUUUAAUACAUAUGUGUAAAAAGACCUUUAAAAACCUUUAAAUUCCCAUAACAGCGCUCAUGGCAGCCUCUGGUGCUCUCCGCUUUUAUAGCUACCAUCACAACAACCCUGUGAGCUGGGUCAGCUUGAGAGGCCACCAACAGCCACCUGAUCAGUACUUUUGGUUUAGAUGGGGGCAUGAGACUCUUAAGCUCAGGGUCAUGGGUUCGAGCCCCAUGUGUGGCAAAAGAGUCCUGUUUUGCCGGGGGUUGGACUGGAUGACCCUUGGGGUCCCUUCCAACUCUAGAAUCCAACCAUCAAAGAAGUGCAUAAAAAGCUCCAAGUCAGAAAAACACUGUCAGUGAAUUCAGCCUGAUGCAAUCUCACUUUAUGCAAUAUACCGGUAAGUAAGAAAAAGAAAAGAAAAAAUUAAAGGAAGGGAAUAAAAAACUACAGUGGUACCUCGGUUUAUGAACACAAUUGGUUCCGGAAGUCUGUUCUUAAACUGAAGCGUUCAUAAACUGAAGCGAUUUUUCCCAUUGAAAGUAAUGAAAAGUGGAUUAAUCCGUUACAGACGGGUCCGCGGAGUACUCAACCUGUAGAGUACUUAACCCGAAGCAUGGGUGUAAUUGGUUCCGGAUGUCUGUUCAUAAACGGAAGCGUUCAUAAACUGAAGUGAACUUUCCCAUUGAAAGUAAUGGAAAGUGAAUUAAUCUGUUCCAGAUGGGUCCGCGGCGUUCAUAAACCGAAAAUUCGUAAACCGAGGUGUUCAUAAACUGAGGUUCCACUGUAAUGAGUAAGACUACUAACAUACUAAGUACACUGAAGUUCAAAUUUCAAAUCAUCAUAAAGUAAAUGUACAUUUUCCAUUUUCCUCCUGGUAUUCAUUUUCCUGAUAUUUUUACCAUUCUGCUUUGAAGUUUGUUUUUCAAAUGGUCCAACGGCGGACAACAUUCAGUAAAUAAAUAAACGAGUAAUAUCUCCUUGGUUUUGAAAAGUGCCAAUUUCUCCUGGUAACAACCUCAAUGGGGGCUGAAGGCAGUUUUACACUGGAAGUGAGUGAGGUUGCCCAGCAUCUCCCUCUUUUGCCUCCUCCUCUCUUGCAAACUGAGAGGGGAUUGCAGAGAAAGCAGCGUUUGGCCAGCAGCAGCCAAAGUACUCUUAUUUUAAUCCCCACUAUUAAAAAUGUGUUGGGU
Messenger RNA from Zootoca vivipara (common lizard), 7665 nucleotides. The record is from RefSeq and is a predicted model, not a curated record. Lineage: Eukaryota; Metazoa; Chordata; Lepidosauria; Squamata; Lacertidae.